UUUACGACGUAGACGUCUUGGAUCUACUGGUUAGACAACAAGGACUGAGUCGCAAGUCUUAAGAAAGACACAUCUUUAGAAGUAGCAAUGAGAAAACUUGUAUCCUGACUCUCACCUUCCUGCUUGGACAUAGCAAUCUUUUUUUUAAAACUCUGUUAAGUCAAUACGGGGAAGUUUGAAAGUUUUGUACGGGAGGAAUGACACAGCGAUUCAUUUAAAUAGGAUUUUGUGAUGGACUGGAAUAGGAGUGAAGUCGUGUUAUCAUCGCGGCGGUGAAACUUACUUGUUAAAGCUUGUAUCGACCAGGACCAGCGUACACGGACGUUCAUACUUAAAAAGAGCCUGUUCGUGAUUUUAAGGGAACUUAAGGAGGCAGAAAUUUGGACGGCGUUCACUACCAGACUAUCAAAUUAGACAGAGUUUUCCAUUAGAAGUAUUAGAGGAAAAUAAACUGGUGCAAUGGGUUUCAUUUCGUUUGCCAAAGGCUUUUUGGCCCGACUUCUCUUCGCCAUACACGGGGUUUUAGCAACAUGGCAAGUUUCCAGCGUGUAUACUUCACCGAUCUACUACGUUUUGAUGGCGCCUCUAAUCGUUCUACUUAUCGAGAUGGGGAUAACUUUCAAAUGUACUGAAAAUGGAGAAUGGAAAUGGAUGAGUCCUUCGGUGCUUUUGUACCUCAUGUCAGUCGUCCCUGGUCUAUGGUUCCUUCAGUUUGAUCUCUACAACACACGCAUAGCUUACAGAGACUCACAGGGAUGGGAGGAAUGCUCUUCGGAGACCGUCUACAAUUCAUCAUCACUUAAUGAAGUACAAGGGGUCUCCAUCCCCGUUGCAUUCUCAUCGAAUGAAUGGGAGCUCAUCCUGCAGCAGACCCUCCUGUUACUGCUCAUCCUCGGCCGAUGGCUUCUCCCAAAGGGCGACAUCACACGUGACCAACUCUCCCAGCUUCUCCUGGUAUACAUUGGUAUGGCUGCCGACAUCUUGGAGUUCAACCUCGAAAGCUUGAAGGACGAGAAAGUCUUCUGCGACGUCGUCCUCAUCAUCUUCAUCCUGGGGAUUUGGAGCUGGAGCUUGUUGCAGUUCAGUUUGGUGCUGACGUCGGUGGCCGGGAAGCGGCGUCGGGCCGUCCUGCAGGAUGGGAGCAACAGCUGCUCCGCAGAAUGCUGCACCUGCUGUUCAUGCUGCCAGAACGAGAUGUGGUCCAUGAUGGUCACCCUGAUCAUGCAAGACGGUCCGUUUCUGGCCAUGCGGCUCUACCUGAUGAUAGAAGUAAAGAUCUUCAGUAUCAUGAUGGUCUUCUUCACUUGUAAAAACAUUCUUGUUAUCCUGCUCCAGUUCUACCGUAUGAUCAUCCUCUGUGGUCAGCCGAGCAAAGUAGAGCCUGAACCUGAAGAGAAAGAGGAACCAAAACAUUCCCGUGAACAGAGCAGCGCCGGCCCACCUGAUGCUUUCGUAGUCGUAGAUAGUUCUUGAUAAGCUGGACAGCCUAGAUAAUUACCCUUGGUUUAAUACUAACAGCUUUACAGACUGCAUACUAAGACAAUGUUAUGCUAGUUCGAAGCUGUUAUUGCAGAAUGGUAUAAUUGAGUCGUCAGGUUCUCUGAUGACAGUCGAGGUUUCCGCAUAGAAAACUUUAGGCAUUUGCAAGGAGAAAGGCGGUUUGGAAAGAUAAAAUUGUCAAAUAUUCAUGUUCUUCUUCUGCAGUUUCUUUCUUUCACCAAUUUGUUUUAUAACUGAGUGUGAUUUCGUUUAUGUUUGCGUGUAUAUUUUAUUACACUUAACUUCUUUUCAUUACAAACGUGAAUUUUUAUUGAUAUAUUUUUUACGCUUAUACACACAAAUUCACCUGGAUUUAAAAAAAUGCAUUUUAGUGAUUAACACACAUUAUGAAGUGAGAGACUCAAAUACUCCUUUCUUUAUUGUGGUACAUGACAUGUCAUAUCUAUGUGUAUUUUUGUUUAAAUAGACUUUUCGUACAAUCAAAUGCUAUACUCUGUGAGUUUCGAAAUACGAUUGUGUUCAUGCACAUAGACGGGUUAUGAGAUAUUAUGAAGAUGGUUGCAUAUAAUGUGCCUUUUAAUAUUUAAUGUCUUCUUACGAAUAAAGUGUUUUUUCAGUACUUACGUGGAGGUUUAGUCUCCUCUAAGACUCUUUGCAUUCAUGACCUAAAGUAAGAAACCCACUCUAGUGACGUUACACACAUUAUAAGCAUAUUUGAAAAUGUAACAUUCGGAUUCGAGAUAAUUAGGUGUAAUAAGUGCAUAUUUACAAACUAGUUUUUUUUUUAAAUGAAGAAGACGUUUGGAUUUGAAAGAUAUUCUUAUAAUGGUUAUGCGUGUUUUUCUUGUAAUUCAAACAUGGCAGUGGGAUUCGAGAUAUUGCCACGAUAUAGGCGUAAAAAGCACCUGUCUAUUCCUGUAAAAGAGAACGUCGGAGAGAAUCUUAUGUCGUUAAGCGUUUUCAAAAAGGUACUAUCUAAUCGUAUUCUUCCUCAAACCUAAUAUCGCUUAACCACAAAGUAUAAACAAUAACCACUCCCCUUUCAAUUAAACAAAACCAAUCCUUUCUGGUUGCCUUCUAAGUUUACUGAUAUUCUGUGUACUUCGGUGUGUGAUUACUCGUGUAAAUACUUUUUUUUUUGUGUACGGACGAAAUGUGAAGAAAGACUCUUUAAUGUAAAAUAUGAGAAAUGUAUAUCUGUACUAAAAGUAUGUGUUGAUUUCUGUCGUGUAUCUGUGUCGUCUUGCCAUGUGCUUUCUUUCAAUUAUUCAUUAAAAAAACAUGAAAUUCUUUAAGAAUCAGGUCACAUCAAUCAGAAUGGUGGUUAUGAUUCGCAGCCUAUAUAGAAGGUCUUUAUUAAUUACUAACGGAAUGCAACAGUUUUCGUGAUAAUUUAUGCCUAAUCUGAGCAUUUCAGUAUUGCCACUAACACCAUUUUUUACUUUGUGUUUACAUCAUGUAUUGUUAGCUUUCUUUACCAAAAAUAUGUUAUUGCCACCUUGAUUCACUCAAACAGAACAUGUUUGUAUAUAUUUUAUGUAUUAAAUAUAUAUCAUAUUUGUA
Strongylocentrotus purpuratus (purple sea urchin) is the source of this 3063-nucleotide messenger RNA. Its product is annotated as transmembrane protein 26. The coding region runs from base 460 to 1473 and encodes 337 amino acids. Lineage: Eukaryota; Metazoa; Echinodermata; Echinoidea; Camarodonta; Strongylocentrotidae. The record is from RefSeq and is a predicted model, not a curated record. The transcript has 3 exons.